AUGUCACAGUCCCCUGUUGGCAAGGGCCAACCUGAGGAAGGGCCCACCAGCCCUGCCCUACCUUCAGAGUUGGUGUUACUCAUAUUCAUUCAUGGCUUCAAGGGCACAGACCACACAUUUGGAGACUUUCCGGAGAGGCUCCAGCAUAUUCUGUCAGAAACGCUUGACAACGUCCGCGUACAGAGUGUCGUCUUCCCCGCUUAUGAGGUGAGCCUGCAUGCGUCCGCGGUAGUGCGCUUCGCAGAUUGGCUCACAACCUUGACCGUACAACGUGAAGUUGCCAACGAUCUGGAGGGCGGAGCCGGGAAAGCCAAGGUUGUGCUAUGUGGCCACAGUAUGGGCGGGCUUCUAGCAGCAGAUACCGUCCUGGAGUUUGCGCGAACGAGGCCGGACAACAAGGCGCCGUUAUGGCCCAACAUCGUCGCAUGCCUCGCGUUUGAUACCCCAUACCUGGGCCUGCAUCCGCUCGUCUUCAAGAACCGCGCUACCCAGGCCGUCUCCUACGUUCAGAAUGCCUUCUCUUCCUACCAAUCGUUCACAUCCAAGUCCACCACAUCGGGUGCAGCCACGGUUGGCGUCGCGCCGCCGCCGCCGCCGCCAGCCCCAGCGUCCACCUCCGCCUGGCAGAAGUGGGCACCCGCUGCGUACGCCGUAGGGGGUGCGCUCAUUGCCGGUGCCGCUGCAGGCACCGCAUACUACAAGCGAGAGGACCUUGGUGUAGGUUAUAAGUGGGCCACGGACCACAUGAAGUAUGUGGGCACGCUUUGGGACAAACAUGCCCUGGAGAGGCGGCUGCAGAGUCUACUUGAGAUCGAACAGCAGAUGGGAGUGCUAUUUUGCACGUUCUAUACGUACCUGCCGCCAAGCCCACCCACCUAUUCCUCUUCUCGGACAUUCAUCAUCCUCCCGAAGGCGCCAUCCCAAAUAGCGGAUCAUUUUGUCCGCGCACCGAAUACGCUUGCCUUUGACGAAGUGCAGGCGCAUACAGGCAUGUUCGACAUCAAGACAAAUGACGGGUACUACGAUCUGGGAAUGUCGACGGCUCAGUACAUCAGAGAGGCUGUAUUGCUAAAGAAGGGACCUACGGUACAAUCAACCAAAGAGCCCAAUCAAUUGCAGGCAGCUACAAGGACUCCUCCGGAACAGCUUCAUUCAGACGAGAAUCCGUCAUAUUCUACUGGAUCCUCCGAAGAAGCGGAAGAUCUAUUGUCAUGA
This is a messenger RNA of Postia placenta MAD-698-R-SB12, 1215 nucleotides long. RefSeq lists its product as hypothetical. The transcript is spliced from 6 exons. Gene Ontology annotation, biological process: lipid metabolic process. Lineage: Eukaryota; Fungi; Basidiomycota; Agaricomycetes; Polyporales; Adustoporiaceae. The record is from RefSeq and is a predicted model, not a curated record. The coding region runs from base 1 to 1215 and encodes 404 amino acids.